GAAUUAAUCCCCGCGAAUCACAGCGGAGCCUCUUCCAUCGCGUAGGGCAGGCGAUUGACGAUGCAUUAUUUCAUCGCCUUUGAUGAAAGUAGUCACGCGAGCGCGUUCGUGAUCUUCCGACCACCUGUGGCAUCUCACGUUUCGUUCGAAGACACGUGCGUGAUUAAAAAAAUUUCUAGCAAUCUUUCCGAUUGAUAUUUUUAUUCUAACGCAGACCGAAGAAAAAAGUAAAUCAUAAAGUAAAUCAAACGCGCCGGCCUUGUAAUAUGAUGCAGCACAGAGUUCUGGUGAUUGGCAGCGGUGGCAGAGAGCACGCCAUUUGUUGGAAAUUGUCUCAAUCAACACAUGUGACAGAAAUCUUAGUUGCUCCUGGGAAUGCUGGCAUCAAACAAGUGGAUAAAGUACAAUUAGUUGACUUAAAUAUUAAGGAUACUAAGAAAAUUGCCAAAUGGAGCAAAGACAAUAAUGUUUAUCUUGUCGUGGUUGGACCAGAGGAUCCCCUGGCUCAAGGAUUAGCGGAUGAUCUAAGGGAUAUGGGGGUGAGAUGUUUUGGACCACAGAAGCAAGCGGCCCAGAUUGAAGCUAAUAAAGAUUGGGCAAAGCAAUUUAUGAACAGGAAUAAUAUUCCUACUGCUAGAUGGCAAAGCUUUACAUCCGCAGCAGAUGCAAAGAAUUUUGUUAAAGCUGCAUCCUUUAAGGCACUUGUCGUGAAAGCCUCGGGUUUGGCAGCCGGUAAAGGUGUCGUGGUAGCCAAAGACCAACAAGAAGCUUGUCAUGCAAUAGAUGAGAUUUUAAACGAUAAGAAAUUUGGAAUUGCUGGCGAGACUGUUGUUGUUGAGGAACUCUUGGAGGGCGAAGAAGUAUCUGUACUCGCAUUUACAGAUGGCAAGACUGUCGUACCUAUGAUGCCUGCGCAAGAUCACAAAAGAAUCUUUAAUGAAGAUGCUGGUCCAAAUACAGGUGGAAUGGGUGCAUAUUGCCCAUGUCCGCUGCUAAGUGAAACUGAAUACGAACAGGUGAAAGUAAAUGUUCUCCAGAGAACUGUGGAUGGACUUAGAAGAGAAAAUAUUCCGUUUGUCGGUGUGUUAUAUGCUGGCUUAAUGCUGACUGAGGAUGGUCCAAAAGUCUUAGAAUUUAAUUGCAGAUUCGGGGAUCCUGAAACAGAGGUUCUAUUACCACUAUUGACAUCAGACCUGUUUACGAUUAUGAAGGCUUGCUGCGAUGAAACUUUAAACGCGUCUCUUGUUUCGUGGCGAGAGAAUGUAUCUGCCGUGGGUGUGAUUUUAGCAUCUUGCGGCUAUCCGGCAUCUUCGUCCAAGGGUCAAGUUAUAAAAGGCAUCGCCGAAGUAACACAUAAACAGGACUGUUUUGUCUUUCAUUGCGGCACUGCCGUUUCAUCGGAAGGCGAAUUAAUAACUAACGGUGGAAGAGUCCUUAUCACUGUCAAUGUAGCGUCUACUUUAGCGAUGGCAACAGCUACAGCCACCCAAGCUGCUCGGCAUGUAUCGUUUGACGGAAAACAAUUCAGAACAGACAUUGCGCACAAAGGAAUUGCUAGAUCUAUUUUGCAGAAGGGAAAUUUAACGUAUAAAAUUAGCGGCGUGAAUAUUGACGCUGGCGAUCAUCUUGUAUCCGUCAUUAAACCAGCUACUUGCUCCACGAAACGCGCUGGUGUUCUGGGCACUAUAGGAGGGUUCGGAGGUCUCUUUGAUGUAAAAGCCGCAGGUUACAACGAUCCUAUUCUGGUGUCCGGUACCGAUGGUGUCGGCACCAAAUUGAAGAUAGCAAUCGAAUACGAUAAACACGACACAGUAGGCAUAGACUUGGUUGCCAUGUGCGUGAACGAUGUCCUCGCGCACAACGCGGAGCCGUUGUUUUUCCUGGAUUACUUUGCUUGCGGCAAACUGGAUGUUGGAAUAGCCGCAAGGGUCGUAAACGGAAUAACCGAAGGUUGCAAGCAAGCAGGAUGUUCCUUGAUUGGUGGAGAAACGGCUGAAAUGCCCGACAUGUACCGCGAAGGAGAAUACGAUUUGGCUGGCUUUGCGGUGGGCGCCGUUGAAAAGGGCAACUUGCUGCCGCGAGUAGACGAUAUUGAGGAGAGUGAUGUGGUGAUAGGUCUUCCGUCCAGCGGCGUACACAGCAACGGCUUCAGCUUGGUGCGAAAAGUCUUGAAACUCGCCGAUAAAAGUUAUUCCGAUGUCGCACCUUUCUCAAAAAGCAGUCGAACUAUUGGCGAGGAAUUGUUGGAACCAACAAAGAUUUAUGUAAAAAGCGUCGUUCCCGCUUUACGAACAAAUCUAGUGAAAGGAUUCGCGCAUAUCACUGGCGGUGGUCUUGUAGAAAAUAUACCUAGAAUUUUACCGAGUCACUUGGGUGUAAUGUUAGACGCAACCAAAUGGAAUAUUUUACCAAUCUUUGGCUGGUUAGCGGCGAUAGGUGGAAUCAGUAAACACGAAAUGUUAAGGACAUUUAAUUGCGGAAUUGGCGCCGUAUUGAUUUGUUCCGAAAAGGACAAGAUCAUAGUUUUGAAUAAACUAAAGGAUGAAAAUCCUGUAGUUAUUGGAAGCGUGAAUGUAUAUUGCGACCAGGCUAAAAUACAAGUCAAAAACUUUGAAAAAGUCCUCGAACUGGAAAUGAAACAAUAUGUUCCCAACUUGGUUGCAACAUUGAGCAAGCCUUUUAAGAGAGUAGCUGUUCUGAUAUCUGGCAGCGGAACAAAUCUCCAAUCGUUAAUUAACGCCACUCAAGACUUGUCUCAGAACAUUGGAGCAGAAAUCGUCUUAGUAAUUUCCAAUAAGCCUGGUGUUGAAGGAUUGAAACGUGCUGAAAAAGCUGGCAUUAAAACAGUGGUAAUCAAACAUGGUGACUACCCAAAUCGCGAGUCUUUCGAUGCAGCCAUGAAUGUAGAACUUGACGCUGCUAAAGUAGAAAUAGUAUGUCUGGCUGGCUUCAUGCGAAUUCUUUCUGAGCAAUUUGUAAAACAUUGGAGAGGCGCUUUAUUAAAUAUUCAUCCUAGUCUCCUUCCAUCUUUCAAAGGAGCAAACGCGCACAAGGAUGUUUUAGCGGCACGUGUGCGCGUGUCGGGUUGUACUGUGCAUUUUGUUGAGGUUGAUAUUGAUUCGGGAGCUAUUAUUGAACAAGAAGCAGUACCUGUGUUUCCGGAUGAUACAGAAAAAGUUCUGCAAGAACGCGUGAAGACAGCGGAGCAUCGAGCUUAUCCUCGUGCUUUAAAGCAUCUGGCGACUGGUCGUAUAAAAUUAAAAGAAGAUGGUACCAUCUGUUGGAAUUAAUUAGACAACACAAAUAUAUUUGUAUACCAAAGUUUUUAAAUAAUCAUAUUUUUUAUAUAUUAUUACUUUCUAUUAAUCCUAUUAUUUAAUAUAUGUAUAUAUAUACAAAUAAUUUUACAAUAUUUAUAUC
Messenger RNA from Formica exsecta, 3420 nucleotides. It is a transcript of the gene Gart, whose product is annotated as trifunctional purine biosynthetic protein adenosine-3. The transcript has 17 exons. Bases 267 to 3290 code for a protein of 1007 amino acids. Gene Ontology annotation, biological process: 'de novo' IMP biosynthetic process; adenine biosynthetic process. Gene Ontology annotation, molecular function: ATP binding; phosphoribosylamine-glycine ligase activity; phosphoribosylformylglycinamidine cyclo-ligase activity. The record is from RefSeq and is a predicted model, not a curated record. Gene Ontology annotation, cellular component: cytosol. Lineage: Eukaryota; Metazoa; Arthropoda; Insecta; Hymenoptera; Formicidae.